GAUCGCAGUAGCCAUCGUUGGCAGCCCUGCUGUUUGGAGCCCGGUUUUCUUUGUCCUCGAGUUCAGCUAGAAGUCGUCGCCGGUCAGGAUUUCCAAAUAUUUCAUUGGCCUCAUUGCGUGUAAUAGAAGCCACCGGAACCAAUCCAGACAUGAAUGAUCAAAGCAGAAACCAGUUGGAGAUGAUUUUGUCGAAAGUUAGGGCGGAAACCGAUACAAAUGUUGUGCUACAAAAGGUACGGACAUGCCUUUCGCAGUUUAUGAAGUUGCUGGAACAGCCUCACCCAAUCGAGAUGGGACUUUUCAGGCUCAUGAAAAUAGCUCAGGAAACGAUAGCUAACCGGCCGGAGCGAAACUGCGCAAUAGUUGUAAAAAUAAUGGGCGUUCUUUUGGACCUGAGCUAUCAAGACUGGUCAAAUUCAUCGGAGAUUACCAGACUGUUGAAGGUAGCUGCUAAGAUGAUGGCCCUAUUGAAUCCGCAAGAGUACGACGCCAUUCACCAGGUCGUACAAAGGAAUGGGACAGCCCUUGCCUAUCGCUUUAGGGAAAGCGCAAGUUUCAGCGUUCGAUAUGCGGUGAUGAGUUUGAUAUUCGAGAUUAACCCUAACAACGAGCCAAACAAAAAGCGCCGCGAAAGUUUACUCAAGAGUAUCGUCGUAGCGCUAGACAAACUCGCCAAUUUGCAGAGUAUGCUGGAAUGGAAUCAGAUCAACUUUCAAAUGAAAUGCCGGCAAUAUUUGCACCAGCUUUCGAACAAAAAGUACCAUUCUUCAGCGGUACUAUCCAUAAAGCUGAACGAUCUCACAUUGCAUCCGAUCAAAGACGGCAGCUAUUGGCUUGUGGAGUGGAACACUGACCCAAACACUGUAUGCUUUGCUGGGCGUAAAUCCACUGAUGAAAAUGCGCCGACAAUAGAAGCAGAAAUCGAGUUCCGGGAGAUAAAAUCGUUUUCCAUUAUUAAGGGCAAAGAUGCCACCAAGGUAAAGGUUUCCUUUAAAGAAAGCUUGACACUUGUGGAUUGUAGCUACAGUAGUGUUCGCGAAACGGUCAUGUUCAUCGAAUUGCUUAACGCCGAUGAGCUUGCACAGUUGAGGUGUUUCUUGGAGUUCACUCUCGGUGCUUGCGAAUCGGUCGCUGAUAUCAGCCAAGAAAAGGUUCAGAAUGAAUCUUUCGAGCGUCAGCUGACUCACGAAAAAGUGAUUGAUUACGAUGCAGUAAACUCUAUUCAGUCGGAUUCCACAUUAAAUCUCUCGCUUGAUUCGAAGGAGAACAAUAAUCUUAGUCCUGGCCCCGUACCCGCUGUGCCCUCCUCACUGAAACCAUAUGCACUGCGCCCUCGAAACGCAAAUAAUCCUGGAGAACCCAACACAAGACCGAAUCAAAAGAAAAGCCCACCAGUUGCUGAUCCGUAUGAUUUCUGCAAGCAAAUAUUGCAAGAGGACGAUAAUUGCAAAUGGAAGACGAUUAAUGCGCGCAUUCGCAAUAAGCGAACGACACAAAACACUAACAUUUCAGUUCAGACGAUGGUUAAAUCCAAAAAAGGUUCCAUCACCGGCAAACAGCGCACAACCUUUGCAACAUUCCGGCAGAAACUUUCUUCGACCCCAACAAAGGCAGUUAACCGUUUUGUGAUGGAAACGCUAGAUGCUAAUCACCCAGAAGCGACUAACCAUAAUAUGGACGGUUAUGAAACGUUGUCCUCGAUAGCAUCAGAUGAGGACAAUGGUUCGGAUGAACUAUAUUCACCAUACAAGGAUUUAACCGGUAGCAAUGCUACUCGUGGAAGAAAAAAGCGAGACACUACGGCUAAAAAAUCCGCUGAUAUAACCCGACGAUCGAGGGGCAACAGUGCUACUGCCUUGCGCACUAAGCCACCUCGCACAAGCUACAUCAGCAAAAUUUUUGCUCAAACUAGAGAAUCACGCCCGUUUAACCGGUACACCAGGUCGGUGCAGAAUGGGAACGGAAAUGAACAAGAGAAGCAACAAACAGAACAAUGCUCCUAUACCGUGCAUAAGGAGCAAUCAUUUUCCCAGCUGUCUUCCGAUUCUAGCACGAUUCUCCAUGCGCAGAUCCAGCAAAUAGCGAUAGACGUUUUUGAUACAUCUUCCACAAACAUCUCCACCAGUGAGAUACCUCCUAAACGUGGUGGUGAUCGUGUGGUACAGACGAACCCAUCCCGAGGACGUAGAGUUAGUAUCGAAGCACGUCAAAUCCACACGCAGCUAGAAGUUCACCCUUCCGCUGUGUCUACCGCAAUCUGUCGCGUGCAAAAAGGACUCCACCAACAGCAAUAUGACUGCGAGUAUGAUACCGAGCUGAACCCUCCACAAAUGGUAGCACAUCUCGCCAACAGAACGCUUAACAAGGAACGUUCGCUGGCGCAAAAGCUUAUCGAAGUGCAGAACGCAACGACUGCGUUCGUUGCUAAAUUGAAGAAAGAAGAUAACGAUUUGCACACAAAGCUUGAGCAGGAGGAAAAAGAAUGCAACGCAUUGUUGGAGAAAUAUGUACAAAAACGACGCAAUAUGUGCGAGUUGCUGAUGCAGCACAAGCGCUCACGUGUUUCGUAUGAGGAGAUCGACCAUCAAAUCUCAAAAACGGACCAGCAGGAACAAGAAAUACGCACUGCAGCACACCAAACUCUAGCAAACCUGCAACAGGAGGAAUCAGCUGUUAAACGGCAUGGCUGGGCUAUGUACAUCGAAGCAUUCCGACGGCAGAUGGAAGAAAUCCUACGCAGUGCUUGCGAUCCGUAACCACACGGUAGCCAGUUCAUUUUUACCAUUCCAUUCCAUUCUGAAUUGUAGAACGAUACACUUACCUUC
Messenger RNA from Anopheles aquasalis, 2825 nucleotides. RefSeq lists its product as uncharacterized. Lineage: Eukaryota; Metazoa; Arthropoda; Insecta; Diptera; Culicidae. The record is from RefSeq and is a predicted model, not a curated record.